This is a messenger RNA of Phascolarctos cinereus (koala), 1620 nucleotides long. The record is from RefSeq and is a predicted model, not a curated record. Lineage: Eukaryota; Metazoa; Chordata; Mammalia; Diprotodontia; Phascolarctidae.
GCGACGGUGAGUGGGCGGGCCCCAUGAGCCGCUACGCGCUGCCGCUGUCGGUGGCCGGGACCUUCCUGGGGGCCGCCGUGCUGCUCCGAGAAUUGUAAACUGAGGGGAUGCCCAUCAGUUGGGGAAUGGCUGAACGAGUUGUGGUACAUGACUCUGAUGGAACAUGAUCGUUCUGGACUCGGUUAGCGGCGGGAGCUGCCCCAGCAAAGCCACCAUCCAUGGGAAGACAGUCAUUGUCACGGGGGCCAACACUGGCAUCGGGAAGGAGACUGCCCGAGAGUUGGCCCAGAGGGGAGGCCGCAUCAUCCUGGCCUGCCGGGACUUGGACAAGUGUGAGGCAGCAGCCAAGGAGAUCCGGGGAGACACUCUCAACCACCGCGUGGACGCCCGGCGCCUGGACCUGGCCUCUCUGACGUCCGUCCGGGCCUUUGCCAAGAAGAUCGUGGAGGGUAGGAAGCCCAGAGAGGAGGAGCGUGUGGACGUUCUGAUCAAUAAUGCUGCCGUGAUGAGGUGCCCCCACUGGACCACCGAGGAUGGCUUUGAGAUGCAGUUGGGGGUCAACUAUUUGGGUCACUUCCUUCUGACCAACCUGCUGCUGGAGAAACUGAAGGCAUCGGGGGCCUCGCGGGUCAUCAACAUCUCCUCGCUAGCUCACAUCGCGGGCCACGUGGAUCUCGAAGACCUGAACUGGGAGCGGCGGCCCUAUGAGGCCAAGGCCGCAUACUGCCAGAGCAAGCUGGCGGUGGUGCUCUUCACUAGGGAGCUCAGCCGGCGGCUGGAAGGGACACGGGUCACUGCCAACGCCCUGCACCCCGGGGUGGCCAGCACUGAGCUGGGCAGACACACGGGCAUGCACAAGUCUGUCUUCUCCAGCACCGUCCUUGGCCCCUUCUUCUGGUUGCUGAUAAAGACGCCCAAGCUGGCGGCCCAGCCGAGCAUCUACCUGGCUGUGGCUCCAGAGCUCAGUGGGGUCUCGGGCAAGUAUUUUAACGCCUUCCGCCAGAAGGACCCAGCUCCCCAGGCUCAGGACGAUGAGGCAGCUCAGAAGCUUUGGGCCCGCAGCGCUCGGCUCGUGGGGCUGGAGGAGGCCGAGGUCCCAAAGGCAGCGUCACCUGGGAGAGUCACUGACACGCGGAGCUCAUGACCCCUAUCUUGGGCACCAGGGUCCCCGUCCCACACCCGUCGGGUUUAGUGCUGGUCAUCCCCUAAGAUCCCUCCUGCCUCUGAUGUUGUGCAGGGCCAGGCCCGGGGGAGGGCCCAGGCCAGCCCCUUUUCUUCCUCAUCUGAACAUCAGGGAUCAGGUCGGCCAUGCUGUCCCAAGGCUCCGGAGCCAGGGGGGCCCAGUCUGAAGGCCAGGGACCCCUCCUCAGAGGCGUGGUCCCAAGCGCAUGAAGGCUGGGUGCACAAAGGAGCCAUCCUACUGGAAUACAGAGCGGCGUAUGCUUAGACAGGUUAUCAGAUCCUGGCCCAAGAGCCCCUGCUCCCCACUUGAGGGAUCUCCUGGGAGCCCCCUCCGGCCAGGACCCUGGCCACGAAAUGGUUUUUAAUUCAUAAUGGAAGGAAAUGCUUGAUUUCAGUUAAGAGUCAGUGAAAAUAAAGAUCCAGUGCUUUCCUCCAAGA